Molecule: messenger RNA, 4866 nt
Organism: Callorhinus ursinus (northern fur seal)
Lineage: Eukaryota; Metazoa; Chordata; Mammalia; Carnivora; Otariidae
Product: protocadherin gamma-C4
Biological process (GO): homophilic cell-cell adhesion
Cellular component (GO): plasma membrane
Molecular function (GO): calcium ion binding
Source: RefSeq, a predicted model, not a curated record
AGCUCCUGUCGGUAGCGUUUGUCCCGCUCAGAGAGCCCGGCGCUAGCGCAUUCUUCGUGCAGUUAUUGGCUGGGACUCUGCGUGCCGCUGUCGGCCAAUGAAGACGCUGGAGAUCGGGCCCCAGCCCGUCCCCUCUCGGCGCCCCGGGAUGAGGCAGAGACUGAACAGCCGGCGAGCAAAUCAACGGCAUCCGGAAAGCCAUGUCCGACUCCGCGCCCAGCGCUCAAGCGCUAACCCGCUGAAAGUUUCUCAUCGAAAAAGCCGGAAAGAUCUGGACCUUGCUAAGAGGAACUGCCUUUGAGUGAGAUGGUCCCAGAGGCCUGGAGGAGCGGACUGGUAAGCAUCGGAAGAGUGGUGGGAGUUUUGUUUCUGCUUGGUGCUUUGCACAAGGCUUCUGCCGUCGUUCGCUAUGAGAUCCUGGAGGAAAGAGAGAAAGGUUUUGCGGUGGGCAAUGUGGUCACGGACCUUGGUUUGGAUCUCAGCAGCCUGUCAGCCCGCAGGCUCCGGGUGUUGUCCGGAACUAGCCGAAGGUUCUUUGAGGUGAACCGGGAGACUGGAGAGAUGUUCGUGAAUGACCGCCUGGAUAGAGAGGAGCUUUGUGGGACACUGCCCUCCUGUACCGUAACUCUGGAGCUGGUAGUGGAGACCCCACUAGAGCUGUUAAGCGCGGAAGUGGUGAUCCAGGAUAUCAACGACAACAAUCCUUCUUUCCCUACCCGGGAAAUGAAAUUGGAGAUUAGCGAGGCCGUGGCGCCAGGCACGCGCUUCCCGCUGGAGAGCGCGCACGAUCCUGAUGUAGGAAGCAACUCCUUACAAACCUAUGAGCUGAGCCUAAAUGAAUACUUUGCACUUCGCGUUCAGACGCGGGAGGACAGCACCAAGUACGCGGAGCUGGUGCUGGAGCGCGCCCUUGAUUGGGAGCGAGAACCAAGUCUCCAGUUGGUGCUGACGGCUUUGGAUGGAGGAACUCCGGCUCGUUCCGCCACCCUUCCCAUUCGCAUCACUGUGCUGGACGCGAAUGACAAUGCACCUACCUUCAAUCAGUCUUUGUACCGUGCGCGUGUCCUGGAGGAUGCAGCCCCUGGCACUCUCGUGGUGCAAGUUCAUGCAACCGAUCUGGAUGAAGGCCCCAAUGGUGAAAUCAUUUACUCUUUUGGCAGCCACAACCGUGCCAGUGUGCGAGACCUAUUCUCCUUAGAUCCUGUAACUGGGGUGCUGACAAUCAAGGGUCGCCUGGACUUCGAAGACACAAAACUCCAUGAGAUUUACAUACAGGCCAAAGACAAAGGUGCCACUCCAGAAGGAGCACAUUGUAAAGUUUUGGUGGAGGUUGUGGAUGUGAAUGACAAUGCCCCAGAGAUCACAGUCACCUCCGUGUACAGCCCAGUCCCUGAGGAUGCCCCGCUUGGAACUGUCAUUGCUUUGCUCAGCGUGAUCGAUCUGGAUGCUGGGGAGAAUGGAUUGGUGACUUGUGAGGUUCCUCCAGGUCUCCCCUUCAGCCUUACUUCUUCGCUCAAGAAUUACUUUACUUUGAAAACCAGUGCAGCUCUGGAUCGUGAGACUGUCCCAGAAUACAACCUCAGCAUUACUGCUCGAGACUCGGGAGUCCCUUCUCUCUCAGCUCUUACAGUUGUGCAGGUACAAGUCUCUGACAUCAACGACAACCCUCCACAGUCUUCCCAAUCCUCCUAUGAUGUUUAUGUUGAGGAAAAUAACAUCCCUGGGGUUCCAAUACUAAAUCUAAGUGUCUGGGACCCAGAUGCCCCGCAGAAUGCUCGCCUUUCCUUCUUUCUCUUGGAGCAAGGAGCUGAAACUGGGCUAGUGGGCCGCUAUUUCACAAUAAAUCGUGACAGUGGCAUCGUGUCAUCCUUAGUGCCCCUGGAUUAUGAAGAUCGGCGAGAGUUCGAAAUAAUAGCUCAUGUCAGUGAUGGGGGCAGUCCAGUCCUGACCACCAACAUCAGCGUGAAUAUAUUUGUCACUGACCGCAAUGACAAUGCCCCCCAGGUCUUAUACCCCCGGCCUGGCCGGAGCUCAGUGGAGGUGCUGCCCAGAGCCACUGCUCCUGGCCAUGUGGUCACACGGGUGGUAGGCUGGGAUCCCGAUGCAGGGCACAAUGCCUGGCUCUCCUACAGCCUCUUGGGAGACUCCAACCAGAGCCUUUUUGCCGUGGGGCUUCACACAGGUCAAGUCAGUACUUCCCGUGCAGUCCAGGACACAGAUGUGCCCAGGCAGACUCUUAUGGUCUUGAUCAAAGACAAUGGGGAGCCAUCACUGUCCACCACUGCAACCCUGACUGUGUCAGUAACCGAGGAUUCUCCUGAAGCCCGGGCUGAGUUCCCCUCCGGCUCUGCCCCUCGGGAGCAGAACAAAAAUCUCACCUUUUAUCUACUCCUCUCUCUAAUCCUGGUUUCUGUGGGGUUUGCAGUCACAGUACUGGGAGUGAUUAUAUUCAAAGUUUACAAGUGGAAGCAGUCCAGGGACCUGUACCGAGCUCCAGUGAGCUCCCUGUACCGAACACCAGGAUCCUCUCUGCAUGCAGAUGCCGUGCGGGGUGGCCUGAUGCCACCACACCUUUACCAUCAGGUGUACCUCACCACCGACUCACGCCGCAGCGACCCGCUGCUGAAGAAACCUGGCACUGCCAGCCCGCUGGCCAGCCGCCAGAACACGCUGCGGAGCUGUGAUCCGGUGUUCUAUAGGCAAGUGUUGGGGGCAGAGAGCUCCCCUCCUGGACAGCAAGCCCCGCCCAACACGGACUGGCGAUUCUCUCAGGCCCAGAGACCUGGCACCAGCGGCUCCCAGAAUGGCGAUGAGACCGGCACGUGGCCCAACAACCAGUUUGACACGGAGAUGCUGCAGGCCAUGAUCCUGGCCUCUGCCAGUGAAGCUGCUGAUGGGAGCUCCACCCUGGGAGGGGGCGCUGGCACCAUGGGCUUAAGUGCCCGCUACGGGCCUCAGUUUACCCUGCAGCACGUGCCCGACUACCGCCAGAACGUCUACAUCCCGGGCAGCAAUGCCACGCUGACCAGCGCGGCCGGCAAGCGAGACGGCAAGGCCCCUGCAGGUGGCAACGGCAACAAGAAGAAGUCAGGCAAAAAGGAGAAGAAGUAACGUGGAGGCCGGGCCCAGAGCCACAGGGCAGCUUCCCUCCCCGACCAGCCCAGUCUCUCCUUACCUGUACCCCGGCCUCGGAUUUUCAGGGCUCGCCCCCAGGAUACUGGUAGGGAUCCAGGCCAUGCUCCCCUUGGGAAACAGAAACAAGUGCCCAGUCAACACCCCCCUCUCUGCCCCCAAGGGAUUGAAUAUGCAAAGGGAGUUCUGCUGGGAACCCCCGUCCAAUCAAUUGCUGUGCCCAUGGGGGUAGUGGGGUUCGUGUAGACAACAUUUAUCACGCCCCGUUUAGUUACAGCUGAACUCUGCCAUCUUCCAAAUUUAAUCAGGCCCAUCUACCAUCCCCGGCCUCCCUCCUGCCCACCCCACCCCCCCCUCAGCGGCCCCUCUUUCUCAAGGAAGGUGGUUGGGGUGUUGAGGUACCUGGUGACCUAAAAAGGCUCAUAGUUCUGAAGAGUUGGAAGGGCAUAAUAACUUGUAGGCCUCUCCAGUUCUCAGACUUCCCCCAAAGCAUGGUUUGGUGCCAGUCCUUUCAUCUCCUUCCAGAGCCCAAGACCAAGUUCAAGUUUUGGGAGACAUGGUCACGAUUCCCAUGGUACUGAUGCUUGCUGGAUUCAGGGAGGGCACUUUGCUACCAUGCCUCUUCCCAAAGCCCUCGGGACCAGUCUUUUGUUCUGUUUUUCACUGUUUGAUGUUCCCACUGCAUGCUGUGACUUCCCCUGCCCCAAAAGAGAGACUCCUCGUUGCAUGUUCUAAGACAGUAUGGGGUGGCAAGUUAAAGAAGGGAAGGGUGUGGGUGUGGAUGUGGGGGAUGGACAAAGCUUGCCUUACCGUUUGUCAGGGUCUUGUAGAAGGCUCUGUAUGUCCCCAGGGUACUGGCCAGAUCCCCAGUUCCAGCCAUGAACCAAGUACCAGGCUGGACCCUCGUUUUCCCACAUGAAGGCAGUAAACUUUGGGCUGAGCUUUUAGCAUCAGUGGAUUUCAGCGGGCAUCACAGUCAAAGGAAGGUUUGAGGGUGUUUAGGACCAGGUCCCCUGGAGAGGUCAGAGGGCCCUCUGCGGGUGCUGGGUACUCCAGAGGUGCCCCUGGUAGAAGCAGCAGUGUGGCCCCAGCAGCAAGGGAGGGUCAGCUGGGCCAUUCUUGGCCCUUGGGGUGGGGAGGCAUGGAGCUAGAGCUGGGGCCGUGGACAGGAAGUCUCAGCCCCGGACCAGGGCCCCCGCACAGGGCCCCCGCACUCCCCAAGCCUCUGUUCCUUCAUUCUGCCAGGUGCCAUUUCUUCCCUGUGAAGGCCACUGCCCAGGCCCCCCCCCAAGUCUGCCCCCUAGUGGCCAGAGCCUGGUUAAAGUCCCCCAGUGCCUCCUUGUGCAUAGACCUUUCUCGGCCCACCCCAGUCCCGCCAGAGCCCCACCCCAGCCCUAACGGUAGUGUAGAGCCCCCUCCCUCUUUCGGCUGGUGUAGAAUAGCCAAUAGUGUAGUGCGGUGUGCUUUUCCGUGGGGGCGGGUGGGCGGAGGGCUGCGCGCAGCCGUCUGCCCUUGAAUCCGCCUGCGGCGGCCCGUGCUGUGUUUUGUGCUGUGUCCUCGCGCUGCGGCGACCCCCUCCCCGGUACUGACUCCUAGAAGUGCUUCUCUUCGCAUAGUCACGUAGCUUUCCCACCCACUCCCCUUCCUGUGUCUCACGCAAGUUUUAUACUCUAAUAUUUAUAUGGCUUUUUUUCUUUGGAAAAAAAAAAACAAUUAAAAGGUUUCUUCUGAAAG